Macadamia integrifolia is the source of this 2084-nucleotide messenger RNA. Its product is annotated as hexosyltransferase GAUT11. Gene Ontology annotation, molecular function: polygalacturonate 4-alpha-galacturonosyltransferase activity. The record is from RefSeq and is a predicted model, not a curated record. The transcript has 2 exons. NCBI's taxonomy places the organism in Eukaryota, Viridiplantae, Streptophyta, Magnoliopsida, Proteales, Proteaceae. The annotation marks the transcript as partial.
CUCAUCUCUCACUCUCGGCCUCCCUCUGUUUCACGCCUCCUCUCUCUCUCACGGCUCUCUCUCUCUCAUCCUCUGUCUCUCGGUUACUGCUUAUGCUGUAACCACUAUUGUGAGCUGUUGAAAGCUCCAUCACUCACGCAAGCUCCAUCGGCAACAACAAGGAUCACUACACGGCAAGCUGGAUUUUCUUCGUCAACCAAAGUUGGACUGCAACUCUUUAUUUUGGGAGGACUUCGACUUCUUCUUUACUCCUCAGACCAGGACAGCAACAAGGAGAAGAAUGAACGGAUUAGACUUGAUCAACAUGAGAGUUUGAAUUAUACUGAAGAAAUAUUAAGUGUCAAGUCAUAUGUGAGGCAAUUAGGCGAACAAAUGAUUCUUGCGAAGGCUUAUGUGAUUAUUGCAAAAGAACACAAUAAUCUUCACCUUGCUUGGGAGCUCAGCUCAAAAAUCAGGCAUUGCCAGCUCCUGCUCUCAAAAGCCGCCAUGAGAGGAAAACCCAUCACAUUGGAUGAAGCACAACCAAUAGUUAAAGGCCUAUCUGCACUAAUCUACAAGGCGCAAGAUGCACAUUAUGACAUUGCCACCACAAUCAUGACCAUGAAGUCCCAUAUCCAAGCCAUUGAAGAGCGUGCAAAUGCAGUGACAGUGCAGAGCGCAGUUUUUGGGCAAUUAGUGGCAGAGUCUCUGCCCAAGAGCCUCCACUGCCUACAUGUCAGACUGACAGCUGAAUGGCUUAAAAAUUCUGCGCUAUGGGUACUUGCAGAUGAGAAGAGUAACUCCCCUCAGCUUGUGGAUAACCAUCUCUACCACUUCUGCAUAUUCUCUGAUAAUGUGCUGGCUACCUCUGUAGUGGUUAACUCCACUAUCUCAAAUGCCAACCAUCCUAAGCAGCUUGUCUUCCACAUUGUCACAGAUAAGGUCAGUUAUGGAGCAAUGCAGGCAUGGUUCCUUGGGAUCGACGUCAAAGGCUCUACCAUCGAAGUACAGAACAUUGAAGAGCUCUCUUGGUUGAAUGUCUCUUACUCUCCAGUUUUGAGGCAGCUCCUUGAUGCAGAGGCAAGGGCUUACUACUUUGGAGACCCUCAAGAAUCGAAAGGUGAACUGAAGUUCCAGAAUCCAAAGUAUGUAUCUUUGUUGAAUCAUCUACGCUUUUACAUCCCGGAAAUAUAUCCCUCGCUGGAGAAGGUGGUUUUUCUGGACGAUGAUGUUGUUGUCCAGAAGGAUCUGACCCCACUUUUCUCAUUGGAUUUGCAUGGAAAUGUGAAUGGAGCAGUAGAGACUUGUCUUGAGGCAUUCCAUCGUUAUUACAAAUAUCUCAAUUUCUCCAAUCCAAUCAUCAGUUCAAAGUUUGAUCCACAGGCCUGCGGAUGGGCAUUUGGGAUGAAUGUUUUUGAUCUGACAGUGUGGAAGAAAGUGAAUGUGACUGUCAGGUAUCACUACUGGCAAGAACAGAAUGCUGAUCAGACUCUCUGGAAGCUAGGAACCCUUCCCCCUGGCCUUCUGACAUUUUAUGGACUGACUGAGCCACUCGAUCGGAGAUGGCAUGUGUUAGGCUUGGGUUAUGACUUCAACAUUGACAAUCGUCUAAUUGAGAGUGCAGCUGUUAUUCACUUCAAUGGGAACAUGAAGCCAUGGCUAAAGCUGGCUAUUGGAAGGUACAAGCUUCUAUGGGGACAGUAUGUAAAUCAUUCACACCCAUUUCUCCAUGAUUGCAUCACAAGUUAAAGCUGAGUUGGCUUCUUUUUGGGCCAAUUUGAUGAAUCUUUGUUACAAUCAACUUAUCAAUUUCAAUACACUCAGCCUCUCGAUCAAUUGUCACAUUUUUUGUAGAGUCAAAGUGAAAGUCUAGCUUUAUUAGAAGCAUUUCCUUUUUUAUUUUUUUUUUGGAAAACAAAAUGAAAAUAUAUUGACAUCAGAAGAAAAGAAUAUAUUAGGUCUGGGGAUUGGGGAGGAUUCAUUUGUCGAAUGGGUUUCAAUUCUACAAGGUUUUAGGACUAUUUGUUGUGUAGAAAAAUUUGUAAUAAUCUCCCUGCUUGAUAGAUAACAGUAUAUUUGGAAUCAGAAAUUUUGUAAUUUAGCAA